CCAGAUGCAUUGGCAGAGAGGAAAAGAUAGCUUUUUUUGUUUUGUUUAUUACACCUGUUCGGAAUGUGAGGUGAAAGAAUAAAGCGACACUUUGAGAUAAAGAAGCAAGAAAGAGCUCAUGGAGAGACGCGCCAUGAAGCAGCAGCGGGGCGCGAACCUCUCAUAGGUCAUUAUCGUGUGCGUGUGUGUGCGUGUGUGUCUGUGUGUGUGUGUGUGUGUGUCACAAACAUUGAAUCAUGAACUUGUCGGAGUCCGCGUGGCCCUUGGAGGAGCCGUGGAACCUCAGCAGAGCGCAGGAGGAGGACGAGAAACUUUUGUUCGGCAUCGGCACGGAUAAUUUCAUCACGCUGCUGGUUUUCGGGCUCAUCUUCUCUCUCGGGGUGCUGGGCAACUCCAUGGUGAUCAUCGUGCUGGCCCGCAGCAAACCGGGGAAACCGCGCAGCACCACCAACAUAUUCAUCCUCAACCUGAGCAUCGCGGACCUGUCCUACCUGCUCUUCUGCAUCCCGUUCCAGUCCACCGUGUACAUGCUGCCGACGUGGGUCUUGGGCGCAUUCAUUUGCAAAUUCAUCCACUAUUUCUUCACCGUGUCCAUGCUGGUGAGCAUCUUCACCCUGUCGGCCAUGUCCGUGGACCGGUACAUCGCCAUCGUGCACUCCAGAAAGUCCUCUUCCAUCCGGGUGGCGAAGCACGCGUUGAUCGGGGUGGUGGUGAUUUGGAUACUCGCUCUGGCCAUGGCGGCGCCGGUCAUGUACUACCAGAACAUCUUCCACGGAGGAGAGAACCACACGUACUGCUGGGAAGUGUGGCCCCCGAACCAGAAGAAGAUCUACGUGGUGUGCACGUUCGUGUUCGGUUACGUGCUGCCUCUGCUGCUGAUCUCCUUCUGUUACGCAAAGGUUUUAAAUCACUUGCACAAAAAACUAAGAAAUAUGUCCAAAAAGUCAGAGGCGUCAAAGAAAAAGACGGCCCAGACGGUCCUGGUGGUGGUGGUGGUGUUCUGCCUCUCUUGGCUCCCUCAUCACGUGGUGCACCUGUGGGUGGAGUUCGGCACCUUCCCGCUGAACCAGGCGUCCUUCGUGCUGCGGGUGGCCGCCCACAGCCUGGCCUACAGCAACUCGUCCGUCAACCCGGUGAUCUACGCCUUCCUGUCGGAGAACUUCCGGAAGGCGUACAAGCAGGUGUUCAAAUGCCAGAUCGGCGCCAGAGACUCCCCGCUCAACGGCAUCCGGGAGAUCCGCAGCAAGGCGGACACGCCGCCCUCCACCAACUGCACCAACGUCUGAGCGGGAAGUGUGCCCCGCCCGUCCCACUGACUCGCAAUGUAAAGUCACGGGGGACAGAGACGUGAGUGUGUGUGUGUGUGUGUGUGUGUCCUUUAUUGAAGGUAGGUGUGGUUGCUUGGAUAUUGCUGCAGCCAUACGGUUCCACAAACCUGGACCAGAGAGGACGUCGAGAGGCUUCGGUUGAGAAGAUCCUAUACCCGACUAUUAGUGGUUUAUCCGCUUCAUUCGCGCCUUAGAGGGGGCGGGGCUUAUCUCCGUGGCUUUACUCCGUGGAAACAGUUAUUAUUCAUCCACCAUGAAGAACUAACCACUAGUUCUGCUUCAUACUUGUUGAGGACGUCCCACAAACGUCGGAACAUCUAACGCCCUUGUGUUCGGGUUCAUAACAUUAAUAUCAUAUAUAUUUAGAUAUAUUUAUACAUCACCCGUAGGCUCACACAGCUCGGUGACAUUCACCCACUACGUCUGGAUAACUGCCGCUUCCAGCGCUACUAGAGCAGCAGUCAGAUUCACCAACGAGCAUCUCUACGCUGAUUGGCUUUCGCGACUCAGCGUCGGACAAAUUUUUCCGCUUGCCGCUAAUCGCGUCAUUCCGCCCGGCGAAAAAUUCCCUUUAAUUGCAUCCGUGCAUCGACUUUGCAUGAAAUGUACUUCGCUGUGAACGCAGCGUUAGAGUCGACACGCGUCUCCCCGAAAAUUGUCGGAAAUGUAAAUUCUGACAAUUCACCCGUGUUGCAAAUGACACUUUCCAGAGGUGGAGGCCGGCUCUACGACGAUAGACCCCAGAGCUCACUAGAAGUCAGACGUCUGAAUGUAUUCACUGCACGAGGUUUUCUCAAACUGCUUCUGAUGAAAUUCGGGAGAAAUCCAACAGUUACAAGGACAUUCUGACGAAUUUAAACACUUUUUCUUUUUUAAACGCUCGUCAAGAGCCACAGCAGCUGCGCCGACUCCUCCAUCACGCUCUUCGUGGUUUCCUCGGGAAAAGGGACUGACGAUGUCCUCGGAGUUGCGUAUUAUACCAUGUGACUGUGGUCCACUUUCUCAGUGUUCACUCAACAACCGUGUCAGGAGACCACAACACAGGAGCCGUGUUUUCCAUGUCAGCAGGUGUCACUGAUUGUUGCCGUGGAAACCUCUUCUCCAUCACGGAAACGCGGCCCUGGAGGCUUUUUUGAUGCGGGAAAAGCAGCUUUUGCAAGUGCCUCCUUGAUUACAGUACACUUCCAUAUUCUCUCUCUCUCACUGAAAAGUAGUUCUAUUAGGGUGGGGUCCAUUUUUUUUUAGGUCGUCUUUUUUUUGGAGAAACCGGGCCCUGGACACGGAGCCGGAGGCUGACCCCGUGAGGAACAACAAAGAAUCCCAUUUCUAUAAAUUCAUUUCAGAAGACGAUCAGGUGUGUUUGUGUGUGUCUGGAAGUGUUUAAAGGAAAGUAAAAGUCAGAGUGGUUCCAAGUAUCGAAACUAAUACCACCACUGUAGAUAAAAAACUAUCAUUGUUAUUGCACCCAGGACGAUUAAAGCCUGUGUUUUAAAUUUGUUUGUUAAUAUUAUGAAGCGGAUAUUCACGUACGCCUCCCUCAAAUCGUUGGCUGUCACGUCACGUCAACAGUUUCCAUAUCGUGCGGAGCUGUGCGCCCGAGCCGGCCUGAAGGUCACAUAAAGCUCGAAUGCUCGUUUUUAUUGCACCAUUUCCGGUCGCCAUCUUUAUCACCACGAGAAGAAAAAAAAGGUCAAAAAAUGUGACGUUAUUAUGCGAUAUGUAUGUGAUGUGCCAAGACUCUCUACACAGCAGCUUUACCUCAACACAACAUCAAAAAACAACGCAACCAUCGGAGAGCUUUAACUCUGGAGCUCACGCGGUAUUUAAUGCACGUCUCCGGAGCGGCCUUCGUUGUGGAUUUCCCGCCUGUGGAGAGGCGGCGAGGCGGCGAGGAGGGGGUGAGUCCGCUGCGGCUGACAUGGCUGAUUAACACCGACUUCAACCGGAGAGGAGGAACUCGUCUCUGCAAUCAGACGAUUUUUUUUCAUCCUCCUUGUCGGAGAGGAUCUGAAAGUCGAGGACCGUUUCCGAUGCGUUGAAAGACUUUGC
This is a messenger RNA of Pseudoliparis swirei, 3377 nucleotides long. RefSeq names its product galanin receptor type 1-like. The record is from RefSeq and is a predicted model, not a curated record. Gene Ontology annotation, biological process: positive regulation of cytosolic calcium ion concentration; G protein-coupled receptor signaling pathway; negative regulation of adenylate cyclase activity. Bases 237 to 1286 code for a protein of 349 amino acids. Gene Ontology annotation, cellular component: membrane. The transcript has 3 exons. NCBI's taxonomy places the organism in Eukaryota, Metazoa, Chordata, Actinopteri, Perciformes, Liparidae. Gene Ontology annotation, molecular function: galanin receptor activity.